Zingiber officinale is the source of this 3186-nucleotide messenger RNA. RefSeq names its product origin of replication complex subunit 1-like. Gene Ontology annotation, biological process: mitotic DNA replication checkpoint signaling; DNA replication initiation. Gene Ontology annotation, molecular function: chromatin binding; DNA replication origin binding; ATP binding. Gene Ontology annotation, cellular component: nuclear origin of replication recognition complex. The transcript has 16 exons. Bases 94 to 2691 code for a protein of 865 amino acids. The record is from RefSeq and is a predicted model, not a curated record. NCBI's taxonomy places the organism in Eukaryota, Viridiplantae, Streptophyta, Magnoliopsida, Zingiberales, Zingiberaceae.
CGGCUUUAAUUCUCCAGCGAGACAAAAAAUCAAACGUCAAACGGUUAUCUAACACCUCGCCACCGAUUCAUCGGGGAAGACGGGUUUAGGCUGAUGGCUGCGAAGCGCCAGACCAGGGGCUCAAAGUCAUCGCCGGCGAUUCCGCUGACGCCAGAGUCCACCGUACCUCCCCGCCGCUCUCUCCGUUCCGCGACCGCGACAACCUCCGACCCUACCACCCCUGUCGUUCCAACGUCCGUUGCCGACCGCACUCCCAAAUCCGUUUCGAAGCGGUCGUUGUCGCACCCAGAUGCUCCGUUUGUCACCCCGGACCGGCAGAUGCAGCGGAGGUCGGGAACCCCCUUGAGGACCACCCAAAAGGGAGAUGCUUCGGGUCUGUCUCCAAUCACCCCGGACUCGAAGCAGCGGCGGCGGCCCGGACCCUCCGUUGCCAACCGCACUCCCAAAUCCGCUUCUAAGCGGUCGUUGUCGCGCCCAGAUGCUCCGAUUGUCACCCCGGACCAGAAGAAGCAGCGGAGGUCGGGAACCCCCUCGAGGACCCCCCAAAAGAGAGAUGUUUCGGGUCUGCCUCCAGUCACCCCGGACUUCAAGCACUCUAGGACCGCCCGAAGGAGAGUUUACUACAAGAAGGUAGUCUUUGACGAGGUCGAGUUCGAGGUCGGAGAUGACGUGUACUUGAAGAGGAGGGAGGGGCUGGAGUCGGAUGAUGAUGACCUGGAGGUGGAGGAGUGCCGGAUCUGCUUCCGGGAAGGCGGGACGGUGAUGAUCGAGUGCGACGACUGCUUGGGAGGGUUUCAUCUCAAGUGCUUGAAGCCGCCGCUUAGGAAAAUCCCGGAGGGGGACUGGAUCUGUGACUUUUGUGAGGCCCGGAAGCUGGGAAAGGAUGUCCAACUCCCAAGCCCGCCCAAAGGAAAAAAGGUGCGGAGGACGGCCAAAGAGAAGCUCCUUUCUUGCGAUCUCUGGGCUGCUCGGAUCGAGAGCUUAUGGAGGGAACCGGAUGGUACUUAUUGGCUCAAGUGUAGAUGGUACAUCAUCCCUGAAGAGACUGCCGUAGGGAGACAGCCACAUAACUUAAGAAGGGAGCUAUACCGAACAAAUAAUUGCAAUGACAUCGAGAUGGAGUGUGUCAUUCGACAUUGCUAUGCUAUGAACCCUAAGGCCUACAGUGAAGCCAAAGAUGCAGGAGAUGAUGUAUUCUACUGUGAAUAUGAGUAUGAUAUUCACUGGCAUAACUUCAAGCGUAUAACAGAUAUUGAUGAUGCCAAUGAGAAUGACAAUGGAGUUGAAAGCGAUGAGGAGUGGGUUUACAAGGAUUCUGAUGCAGAAGAAGAUUUAGAAAAUGAAGGACUUAUGAAAUCCCCUUCUUGUCAGAGGAAGCAUGAAGUGGCGGCUAACAUAUGCAAGGGAAGAACAUUUGGCCUUCAAAAAAUUGGUAUAAAGACAAUCCCUGAGCACACACGAUGCCGUAAACAGACCGAUCUUGAAAAGGCCAAGGGGAUGCUGUUGUUAGCGAGUUUGCCAAAAUUUUUGCCUUGCAGAACUAAGGAAAUGGAAGAAAUUACUGCAUUCAUCAGAGGUGCUAUCUCUGGUGAACAUUGUUUAGGACGAUGCCUUUAUAUUCAUGGUGUUCCAGGAACUGGCAAGACUAUGUCCGUACUUUCAGUCAUGAGGAAUUUGAGGUCUGAGGUCGAUGCAGGAACUCUGAGGCCAUAUACAUUUGUGGAGAUUAAUGGUUUGAAACUGGCUUCUCCUGAGAAUAUUUACAAAGUAAUUCAUGAAGCUCUAAGUGGUCACAGGGCCGGGUGGAAAAAAGCUCUUCAUUUUCUGAAUGAACGUUUUAACAAUGGUACCAGAGCUGAGAUAAAUGAGCAUCGACCUUGUGUUUUACUCAUAGAUGAGCUUGAUCUUCUUUUGACACGAAACCAAUCGGUCUUGUAUAACAUUCUCGAUUGGCCUACUAAACCUCAUGCAAAUCUUAUUGUUAUAGGGAUAGCAAACACAAUGGAUCUUCCUGAAAAGUUAUUGCCUCGCAUUUCGAGCAGAAUGGGAAUUCAGAGAUUAUGUUUCGGGCCUUAUACUUAUCAGCAAUUGCAAGAAAUAAUAUCAAGUCGUCUUAACAGCCUUGAUGCAUUCGAGGAUCAAGCCAUUGAGUUUGCUUCAAGAAAGGUUGCUGCUAUGUCUGGUGAUGCCAGGCGUGCUUUGGAGAUAUGUAGGCGAGCAGCAGAGAUAGCAGAUUAUCAACUUAAGCAGUCACUGUUAUCAAAACAAUCUUUGGGUUCACGUGAUGAUUUGAUGGAAGAGAAACAGCGAGUUCGGAUGACUCACAUCCAGGCUGCCCUAGAAGAAGUCUUUCAGGCACCACAUAUUCAAGUCAUGAAAACUUCUUCAAGACUGAGCAAAAUAUUUUUAGUGGCUAUGGUCCGUGAACUCUACAGAACUGGUUUGGGUGAAACAAAUUUCGAAAAGCUUGCAACGACUGUUAUAUCUAUGUGCUCAAGCAAUAGGGAAGCACCUCCUGGAUGGGAUACACUCAUGAAAGUGGGGUGUAAGCUUGGUGAGAGUAGAAUAAUUCUUUGCGAGGAAGGCACAAAACACAGGUUGCAAAAGUUGCAGCUUAACUUCCCAAGUGAUGAUGUUUCUUUUGCUUUAAAAGACUGCUCGGAACUACCCUGGUUGGCAAAAUAUUUAUAAGUGCAUGGUGGUAAUAUGGCAAAAUAUCUACUUCCGUCCGUCGUGGUUUUUUUGUUUCUUUUUUCAUGGAUUCGAUUGAGAGCCUUGACUAGGAUGAAUUGAUCAAUCUCGUGUCUCUGUUUCAAUCGGCAGUUUGUUCUUCAUUUCUUUGUCAGAGCACUCAUCAAAUUGGCAAACUAAGGGAGGUUAUGCUGGCACCUUAGCGAGGUACAGCCAUGUUUCUGCGGCAAAGAGGAUGGCUUAUUGCAGGAUAAAUUCAGAGGCGAUGAGGGUGGUGAAGUCUGUGCUUCAGCGUCAACAAUGAGGAUGACUAAGGGAAAAAUCCACUGAACAAUUGUGUGUUCUUGUCAGAGACUUCUUUGCUCAGUGAGAUUAAAAACUCAAUUACCCAGGCCGGAUGUAACUUUGGCGAGUGUAUCAAAUUAGACAAUCCGAUACUUUUGUACUAUUGUAUGGGUUUCAUCUGGUAUAUUCAUGUGCAAAUUUGGUGGCAUA